This is a messenger RNA of Dentiscutata heterogama, 253 nucleotides long. Lineage: Eukaryota; Fungi; Glomeromycota; Glomeromycetes; Diversisporales; Gigasporaceae. The record is from the annotation of a GenBank genome assembly.
AUGUCUACAAACAAGUCUACAAACAAUCACACGUAUUCACCUCCUUCGAACGUAGUAUGUCUUCCGCGAACAAACCAACUCGAAGCUUUAUUGACAAUAAUCCGAGAUAAAGAUACUAAUCGUGGAGACUUUAUUUUUUAUUCUGAUAGAAUAAUUAGACUCCUUGUCGAAGAAGGGCUAAACCAUUUACCCGUUGUUGAAAAGAAAGUCAUUACACCAACAGGAAGUGAAUUUAAUGGCGUUUCCUUCAAGG